This is a messenger RNA of Vigna umbellata (rice bean), 727 nucleotides long. Lineage: Eukaryota; Viridiplantae; Streptophyta; Magnoliopsida; Fabales; Fabaceae. The record is from RefSeq and is a predicted model, not a curated record.
ACUUUGAAAUUCAAAUUGCUUUAUCAGUGGAUAGAACUAUCUUCUGAACCUAACAAAGAAGCAGUAAUUAAAGCGCUGCUUAGUGCAAAAGAUGCCAUGCUGAUGAUUAGAUAUCAUAUGCGCCUGAUGGGUGAGUCUGCAGGCGUUCCGAUUGAACCAGAAUCACAAACGCAACUUCUAGAUGGUACAUUGAACUUGGAAGGAGUACUAUUGGCUGGAGUGCCAGGGGCAGGAGGAUUUGAUGCAGUCUUUGCUGUUUGUUUGGGCAAUUCUAGCAGCAAUGUGACAAAAAUAUGGAGUUCACAUAAUGUUCUUGCCUUGUUGGUUAAAGAAGAUCCUUGUGGCGUUUGUUUAGAAAGUGCAGACCCCCGAACAUAUGAAAUCACAUCAGCUGUGUCUUCAAUUAAUAUCGAAUAAGUUCAUUUCCAUCAAUUAAAGUUUGCUAAUCACCACAAAAUAGUUCCGUGGAGUGUGGCUUCACUAGGUAUUAGUUUGCUUAUUUUAAAUUUCGGGGGGAAAUGAGUGGACUUAAAUAAGCUUGUGAUGUGUUAUAGUUAUUUUUUAAAGUGAAAACCCCCUCCAAAUUAUUCUUGGUUUUAUAAACGAGCUGAAGAUUCGUUGAACCUAGUUUUCUUACUACAAGAACAGAAGAAAACAAAGUGUAUCAUCCAAAUUUCCGAUAUAUUGCAUAACGUGCUUAAAACAAAGUGUACCUACUUUUCUACAA